Cyprinodon variegatus (sheepshead minnow) is the source of this 2079-nucleotide messenger RNA. RefSeq names its product tripartite motif-containing protein 16-like. The coding region runs from base 1 to 1848 and encodes 615 amino acids. Gene Ontology annotation, molecular function: protein binding. Lineage: Eukaryota; Metazoa; Chordata; Actinopteri; Cyprinodontiformes; Cyprinodontidae. The transcript has 10 exons. The record is from RefSeq and is a predicted model, not a curated record.
AUGGCGCUGCACUGGAGGGAGAAGAUGGAUUUCAUCCUGGGUUCUGUGCACCGACUGGGACCAAACACCAACCGGCCUCGUCAGAUCAUCCUGCAGUUCACAGGAUGCCACUUCAGGGACGAGCUCUGGAGGAUCACCAACCUUCAUCCUGUCUGCAAAGAGCUGAACAUCCGCCUGGCAGAAGAUCUCACCAAGGAGGACAGGGAGGCACAGACGUCCUGUGUGGCCCAAAGUGGAGCAAGCAAGGAAAGCAGGACUAAAGACGGUAGAAGGUUUGAAUUCAGCAGCAUGGAUCAGUGUGAGGACAGAGAGGAGGGAGCCCCUCCCUCUAAAACCACUCAGAGUGAGGAAGAUGAAGCUCAGAGAGUGGACCAACAGAAUUCAAAGCUUCAUAGUGCUCCAUCUGCCCACCCUCAUCAGAUCCGUCUGGAGUCUGUAUUUACGCUGCUGGAGGAAAAAAUUGUUAAUUUUGUGAAGAAUGAGUUAAAGAAGAUCCAGAAGGUUCUAAGUCCAGGUGACCUAGAAAGCUUUGAGACACAAAGAGAUGAGGAGGAGGUGUUGGGAGUCAAGGAUGAUGAGCAGAUGAGGAGCAGCAGGGAAGUACUAAUGAAGAUCACAGUGAACUUCCUGAGGAUGAUGAAGGAGGACGAGCUGGCUGACCGUCUGCUGAGCAAACUUCUUGCUGCAGUUUGUCAACAUGAACUUAAAUCUGGUCUGAAGCAGAAGUUCCAGUCUGUGUUUGAGGGAAUCGCUAAAGCAGGAAGUCCAACCCUUCUGAACCAGAUCUACACAGAGCUCUACAUCACAGAGGGAGGAACUGGAGAGGUCAAUGAUGAACAUGAGUUUGACCUAAAGAAGUUCUCUGCUUCAGAGGAGGUUCUCCUGAGGCUGCUGCCUGUGGUUAAAGCUUCCAACAAAGCUCUGUUGAGUCACUGUUUCCUCUCAGAGAGAAGCUGUGCAGCUCUGUCCUCAGUUCUCAGCUCCCAGUCCUCCAGUCUCAGAGAACUGGACCUGAGUAACAACAACCUGCAGGAUUCAGGAGUAGAGCUUCUAUCUGAUGGACUGAAGAGUCCAAACUGCAAACUAGAAUCUCUCAGGUUGUCAGGCUGUCUGAUCUCAGAGGAAGGCUGUGCUUCUCUGGCCUCAGCUCUGAGCUCCAACCCCUCCCAUCUGAAAGAGUUGGACCUGAGCUACAAUCAUCCAGGAGAGUCAGGAGUGAAGUCGCUGUUGGCUGGACUGAAGGAUCCAGACUGGAGACUGGAAGAUCUCAGGGUGGAGCCUGCUGGAGAACGAUGGUUGACACCAGGUCUGAGGAAGUAUUCCCGUCAGAUCACCAUCGACCCAAACUCAGUGAACAGAAACCUGAAACUGUCUGAAGGCAACAGGAAAGUGACACUGAUGGAGGAGCUUCAGUCCUAUCCUGAUCAUCCAGACAGAUUUGAUGAACCUCAGCUGCUGUGCAGUGAUGGUCUGACUGGUCGGCAUUACUGGGAGGUUGAGUGGAGAGAUGGAGUUGAUAUAUCAGUGAGUUACAGAAGAAUCAGGAGGAAAGGAGACAGUGGAGACUGUUGGUUUGGAGAGAAUGAUCACUCCUGGAGGCUCUACUGCUCUAAUAAUUUUGGUUACAUUGUCUGUCACAAUAAAAGACAAUCACGUAUCUCUUACGCCUCUGCCUCUAACAGAGUGGCAGUCUAUGUAGACUGUCCUGCUGGCAUCCUGUCCUUCUACAGAGUCUCAUCUGACUCUCUGAUCCACCUCCACACCUUCAACACCACAUUCACUGAACCUCUGCAUCCUGGGUUUGGGUUCUCUAGAUCCGGUCCUGGUUCCUGGGUGUCUUUGUGCUGAGACGAGUCGGAAGGGUCUCCUCCUGUCACUGUUAAACAGUUCAUUUAAUAAGUUCACUCAAGUUCUGGGCCAUUUGAAUGAGUCAGUAAUUCAAUAGUCAGAUAAAUUCCAAAGAAAAAAUUAAAAUCAAUCCGCUGGACUUUGUUUCCAAGUUUGAAGACGUUUAUCUUCCAUCCAGGAAGAUUUUUCAAUUCCAAAUGUCAGAAAUAGCGUUUAGUUCCAGGUUUUAUG